Molecule: messenger RNA, 591 nt
Organism: Pelobates fuscus (common spadefoot toad)
Lineage: Eukaryota; Metazoa; Chordata; Amphibia; Anura; Pelobatidae
Gene: DYNLT2B
Product: dynein light chain Tctex-type 2B
Exons: 5
Coding region: 65-439 (124 amino acids)
Biological process (GO): microtubule-based movement
Cellular component (GO): cytoplasm; cytoplasmic dynein complex
Molecular function (GO): dynein intermediate chain binding
Source: RefSeq, a predicted model, not a curated record
UACCGCCGGUUGCCAUGGAGACAGGACACGCCGUUGUACUGUAAAUCCAGCUCCCGAGGCCGCUAUGGGAGAGAUGGAAACCGGGGAAAACUCGUACAUUAUCCGCCCCAACUUCCAACACAAAUUUAGAACAGCAACAGUAAAAGAGUGUAUCAAAUCUGUUCUAAAAGAAGAACUCAACAACAAACAGUAUGUUGCAGAAGAGGUUCCACAGCUAACACGUUUUCUGUCAGAGACCAUAAAAGAUAAACUUAAAGAAAUGGGAUUUGAUAGGUACAAAAUGGUGGUGCAAGCUGUGAUUGGUGAACAGAGAGGAGAAGGAGUGAAGAUGGCAGCUCGGUGCUUCUGGGAUGCUGACACAGACAACUAUGCUGAAUAUGUUUUUACAAAUGACUAUUUAUUUUGUGUGGUUGCUGCCUUUGGAUGCUUCUACUAUUAGUAUAAAAACAGACAAAUAUUUCUUUAUGACAAAUAUUUAAAAUGUACAUAUAACACAAUGGGAUGCCCUUUCUUCCCUAGAAACAUAAUAUUGAUGUAAAUAAUCAUACCAAUUAUGUCAUUCAGUAAGGAAUAAAAUAUGUAUGCACUGUU